Messenger RNA from Klebsormidium nitens, 2133 nucleotides. The record is from the annotation of a GenBank genome assembly. Lineage: Eukaryota; Viridiplantae; Streptophyta; Klebsormidiophyceae; Klebsormidiales; Klebsormidiaceae.
GUAGAGUCUAGACACAGCUAAUUUUCGGUCCUCGAAAGCAGCUCUUGGCGGAGCCUCCGAGGAGGAUACAGGGCUGUAUUCUUUUCAUCUUUCUGACUUUCAUCCUUCAAGUUCCGGCUUCGAAAGCUUGCGCCUUUGUGUCGUCGUUCAUCAAUUCCCAUACGGUUGGAGACUUGCUCUGGAGUCUGGACCAAGGAUCUGUCAACAACCGCAGAUAUGUACGCUGAGUUGCUCAGUUAUCUAGCUGGUACAGGGUUCAGUGCCAGAUGGAAUGAAGUGACCCACUGUCCAGAAUGCAGUCAGCGUCAACUUCAAAAAGCGCGCUCCAGAAGUCAUUCAGAUGCAUCAUAUUCCACAUCUCGGCAAUUGUGAGGAUAGAAGCCGCUGACAGAGAAUGACAGACGAACGUGCGUCCCCUGUUGUAAUCCGGGAGCGGCCUCGAAGUGCCACAAGGGCUCCCUCUGCACCAGGGCCCUUGGUGGCAGAAAGCAGCGCUGGGUCCCUCAGAGCGGCUAACCCGAACCCUAACCCUAGAGUGCUCGUAGUGCCAGCUUUUAGAGAAGCCUCGUAUCAGGAGAGGAGGGGCUGGGAGGCGGCAUGGCAGAGUGUGAAGAAGGCGUGCGAAGACAUGCUCGGCAGCCUUGGGGAGGCUGUGCAGCAAUGGAAGCAGGAGAUGAGCCCCCGCCGCGCCGCCCAGUCGCCCCAGAUCUCAGACACCACCCGGAAAAUCCAGGCCAAGCGGAUCCUGGCACGCAUGGAGAAAGCGCACCGCGAGAUGCUGGCGAUGCAGGCGGACAUGAGCGAGCUGAGCCUGGGGACGCAGCGCCUUCAGAGCAUGCUGGCCAAGGCGCAGAAGAGCAGGGCGGAAGCACUCUCGAAAGUUGACCAGCUGGCAGCGGAGAAAGAAGAGACAGAAGGGAAAUUGGGGGAAGCAAACGAGCGGAUUGGGGAACUGGAGGUGGAACUAAAGGAGGCACGGGGCACGGCAGAGCGAGCGAGAUUCGAAGCGCGCCAAACGGAGCAGUCGUCGGAAGAACGGGACCGGGAGUUGCAAGGGGCUCGACAAGAGAUAGCGAGCUUGGGGGAGGAGCGAGCUGCUCUUAGGGAAUCGAACGAGCGGUUGCGGGCGGAGCGGGAAGCGGCGGUCACGGACAUGGAGCGGAAGGAGCGCGAGCGUUCGGAUGCUGCGCGCAUCGCGGAGGACGCUGCGGACACUGCCGGACGGUACAAGGAGGCCGUGGCGCGGCUGACGGCGGACAACAUGAUCUUUCUUAUGAAAUUGCGGACGGCCGAGGCCCAGCUGUCGGCUGCGGACAAGGAGCGGACGGAGCUGCGGACGGUGGUGGAGAUGAAGCAGGGGGAGUGGCUGGACAGGGCACGCGCGCAGGUGGAGGAGCGCGUCAAGGAGAGCUUGCGCAAGGCGGAGCAGUCUGAGAAGCAGCUGCAGCGUGCGCGGGCUGAGGCGGCUGAAGAAGCGCGGCAAGCAGCCGUGGACCUGGCCCGGGUGAAAGCGGACCUGGACCUCGAACGAGAGCGGCGGCGGGAGUGCUCGGACGAGCUAGAAGAUACCAAAGUCAGGCUGGCAGGGGCGGAAGAGCGGCUACGUUUUCUGGACGCGCAGUCGACGCAGGACCAGCUGGCGCGCCAGGACGCGCAGGCCGAGACACGUGUCCUGCGGGCGGAGGUCGACUCGUUGCGGCGCCACGUGGCAGCGCUGGAGGAGCAGCUCGAGGGGAGUCGGAGCGAGGUGCAGCGUCUGACGAACACAGUCGCCUCGCAAGUUGAGGAGGUUCGGAAGCUGUCGGGCGAAGUGGAGACGCUCGCGGCCUCGUUGACUAAGCAGCAGGCGGUCAAUGAGGGCGUCAUGAAGAAGAAAGAGCAGGUUGAGUGGCAACUGCUCGAGUUGCAGGCAGAAUGCCAAGAAUUGAAACGGACAACAGCAACCACGUAGGUAAAGAUUGUAACUUUUGGUACGUCUAGGUUGAGACUCGUUAUAUAGGCAGUAGGAAGGUCGAGAAAAGCCGCGUAUUGUGUCUAUACGAGUCGGACGUAGAAUACACAAUACAAAUCUGGAUUGAAAGUUGAAGGUGAAACCCCUUGUUUUUCGGAAACUUCAGUGGGUCCGAUUGGCUG